CAAAUUUCGCUAAGUACACAAAUGAAAGGCAACGACGACGGAAGUUCUCGUUCACUUCUUCCCGUCCCAUCGUGCACUCGACUUCUCUUCGGGACUCGAAUCCAAAUCGAAAGAUUAUUCGCGGGGAGCACGCGCUGGUUUGGAGUUGGAUAGCCUCACGAAGAUGAGAAAACUCAAGAUCCGAUCCAAACAGCGAGGGGGGCGAGGAGCAGGACAGAAGAGAGACCGGUGGAGAGAGAACCGACAGGAAGAGACGCUUAGUCUGAUUUCUCGUCCCUUUCUCCUUGCAUCUCCUGCGAGAUAGAGAGAAGCAUCGUCCGCCAUGGGGCUGCUGGAUCUGAUGCGCCUCAUGCCCACGAAUUGCCAGCGGGACCAGCAGCGCCGCCGCCGGCAAGCCAAGGCCCAAGCCCGUGAUGGAUCCAUCGCUUCACGGCUUAAAAGAAAGGGCUCACCCUGCCAACUAGAUGACUAUUCUCAGGGUGCUGACCUAGAGAUACAUUCAGGACCAAGCCUUCCAGAGGACAUGUGGCAUCAUAUACAUUCCCUGAUGCCAAUGCGAGACGCUGCCCGAGUUGCCUGUGUCUCUCGUUCCUUUCUACAUUCCUGGAGAUGCCAUCCCAACCUCAGUUUCAGCAAGAACACAUUAGGCUUGAAUAAAAAUGCAUUUCAAGAGGACAAAUCCGCUCGAGUUUUCUAUAUUAAAGUUGACCACAUUCUGCGAAAGCACUUAGGCGUUGUGAAGAAACUCAAGAUCCAGAUUGAUUCAGAUUACAGUGCAAAGGACUCUUGUUAUCUCAACAAUUGGCUUCAGACUGCUGUUACACCAGGGAUUGAAGAGCUCACACUUAUACUAAUCCCACAUGAUGCAAAGUACACUUUCCCAUGCUCAAUUUUGUCAAAUGGGAGUGGGGACACAAUCCAACACCUUCACCUUGGCAACUGUUCCUUUCAUCCAACAGUCACAUUUGGUGGCUUAAGAAGUCUCACAAGAUUGCAUCUUUGUCACGUGUGCAUUACGGGGGACGAGUUAGGGUUCCUUCUUUCCCAUUCUCCUGCUUUGGAGCGGUUGGAACUCAAGUGCUGCAAUAAGAUAGUUCGUCUGAAGGUACCUCACCUACUGCAGCGGCUCAGCUACCUGGAGGUGACCGGGUGCACCAAGCUGAAAUUUAUAGACAAUGAAGCACCGAACGUUUCCAGUUUUGCAUUCGGAGGAGAAAACACAGUACAUCUAUCACUUGGAGAAACUUCGCAAAUCAAGAGCCUAAGUAUGAACCGCCCUGGUUCAGUUUUUUAUGCUCGUGCUGAACUUCCAUCCAGCAUGCCAAAUCUUGAAGCUCUUACCAUAUAUUCACAGGAAGAGAUGGCCCAUGCACCAAUGCUGCGUAGCAAAUUCAUCCACCUCAGGCACUUGAGCAUGGUUCUUACUGGAGCACUCCUUUACCCGAUCUAUGAUUAUUUGUCCUUGGCUUCCUUUUUAGAUGCUGCUCCUUCUCUGGAGACUUUCGACUUGGAUUUAUGGCAGCGAGACAUGGAGAAUGCUUCGGUUUUUGCAGAUCCUGCAGAUCUGAGACAGAUGCGAGAACUGCAGCAUCACAACCUUAGGAGUUUGAGGAUCACAGGAUUUAGCUCUGUGAAGAGCUUGGUUGAGCUGACAUGCAAUAUUCUUGAGAGUAUAACGUCACUUGAGCGCUUGACAUUGGAGUCCACUCAAAGCGUUCUCAGGUGUUCUGACCGUGGCAAUAAAUCUGGCAAAUGCUUCCCACUUGAUAGCGAUAUUCUCAUGGAAGGUUACAGGGGAGUCUUGGCUAUCAGAAGGUAUAUUGAGCCUAGGGUCCCCUCCACAGUAAAGCUGCAAGUUUUAGAGCCUUGCAGCUGCCAUGCUGCUGUACUUUAGAUGUCAUGUUUAUCUGGCUGUUCAAUGUUUAAUCAUGUUGUUGUUGUUGCUGCUGCUGCUGCUUCUUCUCAAUUAUGUUGGUGUUUACAUGGGUCAUGCUUGUGUGUGUGUGUGUGUGUGUGUGUGUGUGUGUGUGUGUGUGUGUGUGUGUGUGUGUGUGUCUACAAGGCCCUGUUAUUGAUCCUACAGAAGAAGACGUGGGGAAGUUAGCCGAGAGAAAGUGAGGAGAUGGACUCUGUAAUUUUGUUGCCACUCCUCUGUUCUAUGAGAUUCAUCUGAACCUAUCCCUGUUGCUGUGCUUCCUAUCCUUGAUCUAAUCUGGUUCGCAGCUUACAACUUGGCCUGAAUGGCAUCUGAACUACUAUCCUCAGAAUGUAAGCUUGUUGAGUUAGGACAUGAGCAGUUGUGUUCAGUUUUCUAUCAAUCUUGAAGAUUCUUCCUCCAA
Messenger RNA from Sorghum bicolor (sorghum), 2339 nucleotides. RefSeq names its product putative F-box/FBD/LRR-repeat protein At4g03220. The transcript is spliced from 5 exons. Gene Ontology annotation, molecular function: protein binding. The record is from RefSeq and is a predicted model, not a curated record. Lineage: Eukaryota; Viridiplantae; Streptophyta; Magnoliopsida; Poales; Poaceae. Bases 323 to 1894 code for a protein of 523 amino acids.